Molecule: messenger RNA, 1534 nt
Organism: Salvelinus sp. IW2-2015
Lineage: Eukaryota; Metazoa; Chordata; Actinopteri; Salmoniformes; Salmonidae
Product: tumor necrosis factor ligand superfamily member 6
Biological process (GO): immune response; extrinsic apoptotic signaling pathway via death domain receptors; positive regulation of canonical NF-kappaB signal transduction
Cellular component (GO): membrane
Molecular function (GO): tumor necrosis factor receptor binding
Source: RefSeq, a predicted model, not a curated record
UGAAAGUGUAAAUUAGUUUCUCUACUAUGAGCUCAUUAUUAUCUACUUGUCCUGCAACAGCACCAGUCACCUGGCUAAGUUUCCUUUUGAGAGAGGAGUGGAUGGAGAGCGUGAGUGAGAGGUGGUGUGAGCUUGUCACAGACCUACCCAGUGUGUGUGGGUGGAAGCUGUGGGUUCCAGUCACCCAAGUUUUUAUAACACUGAGAUGCUCAGAUAGAAGCACACACCUCCUGCACACAGAGGCGACACACACACUCACGCUCCUCUCUCACACGCUUUGCACCAUGAGCGGUACACAGGGCUAUCCUUACCCCCAGGUGUUUCUAGUGGACAGUGGUAGAGGUCCACAGCCGUCGGUCCAACCUCCAGGCAUGCUGCCCUGCUGGUCCUUCCCUCCUGCCCACGAGAGAGUGAUGGAGCGGGGCAGGGUCAGAGGCUGCAGGGGGGUUGGCUCCUGGAGCCUGGNCAUGCUGCCCUGCUGGUCCUUCCCUCCUGCCCACGAGAGAGUGAUGGAGCGGGGCAGGGUCAGAGGCUGCAGGGGGGUUGGCUCCUGGAGCCUGGCUAUGGCUCUGCUGUUUCUGCUGCUGCUGGUGUUUGGAGCAUUGGGACUGGGUGCCUACCAGAUAUUCAAACUACAGACUCAACUCAAUGGGAUACAACAGGAAAUGAACAUAGAGAUUGAUGGUCGUGGGCCUGAGAAGCUAGUGGGUGACCUUCCAGAGAUCAAUCCAAACAGAGGGAAGACAGCCGGCAGACCUGCAGCACAUGUUAUAGGUCGGAUUGAGAAGCAUGUUUCACAGAAUACCUUGCGUUGGGAGCCAAAGGCGGGGCGGGCCUUCACAGAGGGGGGCGUGGUCUAUCGGGAUGGCGGUCUGCAAGUCAACGAGACUGGGCUCUACCACAUCUACUCCCGGGUGCAGUUUGAAGCCAAUCACUGCACCCCUACAGAUGCCUUGGUUCACUCUGUGUUUGUGAGGAGGCCCUGGAGCUCCAAGCCUCUCACCUUGAUAGAGUCGCACAGGGAGGGCUACUGCAGCUCAGGCUCUAAUGGGCGUGUCUGGACCUCUGGGAGUUACCUGGGCUCCACAUUGCAGCUGGAGAAGCAGGACUGGGUCUAUGUGAACGUCUCCCACCCAGCCAUGCUCAGCCACACUCAUCAUGCCAACUUCUUUGGACUCCACAAGAUCUAGAGAACAGGAGGAGAUCUGUUUCAUGUCUAUUUUCUGGCCAAUGACCAUUAUAUUUUGGCAGAACAGUAAUGGCAGUGUAAUGAGCAUUCAUUUAUUUAUUUGUGAUGUUAGAGGUGCAGUGGGUUUCAACUGAUAUUUCAAUCCGAGAACCUUAACACUAAUAUGCUGGUGAGGAAAGUGGUAUUAAGUAUUUAUUCUGAUAAAAAAAUCUGACACUGAUGAUCCCAGCAGCAGGUCUGAAUGUAUGUUCAUUAGAACACAGAGAAAUAAUAUGCAUGUUUGGGAUUUAAUAUAAUGUCAACGGGUAUACAAUGUUCUAUUGUAAUAAAUAAGUAUUUUAAAGA